Nematolebias whitei (Rio pearlfish) is the source of this 1402-nucleotide messenger RNA. RefSeq names its product one cut homeobox 1 (gene onecut1). The transcript has 3 exons. Lineage: Eukaryota; Metazoa; Chordata; Actinopteri; Cyprinodontiformes; Rivulidae. The record is from RefSeq and is a predicted model, not a curated record. Gene Ontology annotation, biological process: regulation of transcription by RNA polymerase II. Bases 44 to 1402 code for a protein of 452 amino acids. Gene Ontology annotation, cellular component: nucleus. Gene Ontology annotation, molecular function: DNA-binding transcription factor activity, RNA polymerase II-specific; RNA polymerase II cis-regulatory region sequence-specific DNA binding.
CGGUAGGUCAGAUAGAUGGUUGGUCCACAGCGCUGGCCGCAUCAUGAACGCGCAGCUGUCCAUGGAGAGCAUAGGCGACCUGCACGGAGUGAGCCAUGACCAUGAGUCCGUGAGCGCUCACGGAGAGCUGCUGAGCGGCCACAGUCCGCACUCCCGUCCGAGCCCGCGGGCUCUGAGCCACCGCGCCAUGGGCAUGGCCACCCUGCUGGACGGCGGAGACUAUCACCACCCGGGACACCUGCACCCGGCCAUCAGCAUGUGCGAAGCCCCCCCUGGCAUGAGUGCGAGCACCACAUACACCACCCUAACGCCCCUGCAGCCAUUGCCCCCCAUCUCCACCGUUUCGGACAAGUUUCCCCCCCAUCAUCACCACCACCAUCACCACCCGCACCAUCCUCACCCGCAUCCGCACCAGAGGAUCCCGGGAAACGUCAGCGGCAGCUUCACGCUGAUGCGGGAGGACCGCAGCCUGGCGCCUAUGAACAGUCUGUAUCCCGCAUACCACCACAAGGACCCCUGCAUGGGCCAGAGCCUCUCCCCGUUAUCUGGCUCCGGGCUGGCCAGCAUCCACACGUCCCAGGCCGGCAUCCCCCCGUACGCGCAUCCCGGCGCCGCCAUGCCCGGGGAGAAGAUGCUCACCCCCAGCGGUUUCGAGGCGCACCACCCGGCCAUGCUCGGCAGGCACACGGAGCAGCACAUGAGCUCCUCGGCGGGCAUGGUGCCAAUCAACGGCCUCCACCACCACCCGCACGCCCACCUCGGCGCGCAGGGCCACGGCCAGGGGCUGGGGAACAGCCGGGAGCAGGCCUCCGGGCCGGGGCAGCAAGGGGCUGGCGGUGGGGGCGGAGGAGGGGGUGUUUCCGGGGGACAGAUGGAGGAGGUGAAUACCAAAGAGGUGGCGCAGAGGAUCACCACGGAGCUGAAGCGCUACAGCAUCCCUCAGGCCAUCUUCGCCCAGCGGGUCCUGUGCAGGUCCCAGGGGACCCUGUCGGACUUGCUGAGGAACCCCAAGCCCUGGUCAAAGCUCAAGUCCGGCAGGGAGACGUUUCGCCGCAUGUGGAAGUGGCUGCAGGAGCCUGAGUUCCAACGCAUGAGCGCGCUCAGGCUCGCAGCAUGUAAGCGUAAGGAACAGGACCAUGGCAGGAGCGAGCGGGGCAGUGUGACCAAGAAGCCCCGGCUGGUGUUCACGGACGUGCAGCGGCGGACGCUCCACGCCAUCUUCAAGGAGAACAAGCGUCCGUCCAAGGAGCUGCAGCUCACCAUCGCCCAGCAGCUGGGCCUGGAGCUGACCACAGUCAGCAACUUCUUUAUGAACGCGCGCCGCCGGAGCCUGGACAAGUGGGUGGACGACGGCUCCGGUCACUCAGCCAACUCCGGGCCCAGCGCCUGCACCAAAGCCUGA